This is a messenger RNA of Cuscuta campestris, 2775 nucleotides long. NCBI's taxonomy places the organism in Eukaryota, Viridiplantae, Streptophyta, Magnoliopsida, Solanales, Convolvulaceae. The record is from the annotation of a GenBank genome assembly.
CUUAUUAUCAUCACUCCCUAAAUCGAAGGAAACCUCUCUGAGAUAAAAAAGGAUCUCUGCUCGCCGAAGAACGCGCACAUCACGCACCAUGGGGAGUAACGAAGCCGAAUCUUCGAGCUCGAAAGGGACGAAGAGAGAUUUUAGCACCGCGAUUCUGGAGAAGAAGAAGUCGCCUAAUCGGCUCAUUGUGGAUGAGGCCAUCAACGACGACAACUCCGUAGUGGCUCUUCACCCUAACACUAUGGAGAAGCUCCAGCUCUUCCGCGGUGACACUAUUUUGAUCAAGGGUAAGAAAAGAAAGGAUACAAUUUGUGUUUCCCUUGCUGAUGACACAUGUGAAGAACCUAAGAUUAGGAUGAACAAGGUUGUUAGGAACAACCUCAGAGUCAGGCUUGGAGAUGUUGUUUCUGUCCACCAGUGUCCUGAUGUCAAGUAUGGUAAACGUGUGCACAUUCUUCCCGUGGACGAUACCGUUGAAGGAGUUACUGGGAAUCUCUUUGAUGUUUACUUGAAACCAUAUUUCCUUGAGUCCUACAGGCCAGUGAGGAAGGGUGACCUCUUCCUUGUCAGGGGUGGGAUGAGGAGUGUUGAGUUCAAAAUCAUUGAGACUGACCCCGGGGAAUACUGUGUUGUCGCCCCUGACACUGAAAUAUUCUGCGAGGGUGAACCUAUAAGAAGGGAAGAUGAGGACCGGUUGGACGAGAUUGGUUAUGAUGAUGUCGGUGGGGUCCGUAGACAGAUGGCUCAGAUAAGGGAACUCGUUGAGCUACCACUAAGGCAUCCACAGCUCUUCAAGUCAAUUGGAGUUAAGCCCCCAAAAGGAAUCCUUCUAUACGGGCCUCCCGGGUCGGGAAAGACUCUAAUAGCUAGGGCAGUUGCGAAUGAGACUGGUGCAUUCUUCUUUUGCAUUAACGGGCCAGAAAUAAUGUCAAAACUCGCAGGAGAAAGCGAAAGCAAUCUUAGGAAAGCGUUUGAGGAAGCUGAGAAGAACGCACCCUCAAUCAUUUUUAUUGAUGAGAUUGAUUCUAUUGCUCCCAAACGUGAGAAGACGAAUGGGGAAGUUGAGAGGAGGAUUGUUUCUCAGCUAUUGACACUUAUGGAUGGGCUGAAAUCCCGUGCACAUGUCAUCGUCAUGGGGGCCACCAACAGGCCCAAUAGCAUUGAUCCCGCUCUGAGGCGGUUUGGGAGAUUUGAUAGGGAAAUUGACAUUGGUGUCCCCGAUGAAGUUGGGCGUCUUGAGGUUCUUAGGAUACAUACCAAGAACAUGAAGCUUGCAGAAGAUGUUGAUUUGGAAAAAAUUGGGAAGGGAACACAUGGUUAUGUUGGUGCAGAUUUAGCAGCAUUGUGUACUGAGGCGGCUCUUCAGUGCAUCAGAGAGAAGAUGGAUGUGAUUGAUUUGGAAGAUGAAACCAUAGAUGCAGAAAUUCUGAACUCAAUGGCUGUUACCAAUGAACACUUCCAAACUGCUCUUGGAACCAGCAACCCCUCUGCUUUGCGCGAAACUGUAAGAACUGUGCAAUAUCCAGUGGAGCAUCCCGAGAAGUUUGAGAAGUUUGGAAUGUCUCCCUCAAAGGGUGUCUUGUUCUAUGGCCCACCAGGGUGCGGGAAAACUCUCUUGGCGAAGGCUAUUGCCAAUGAAUGUCAGGCAAAUUUCAUCAGCAUCAAAGGUCCGGAACUGCUCACUAUGUGGUUUGGGGAGAGUGAGGCCAACGUUAGAGAGAUCUUCGACAAGGCUCGCCAAUCUGCUCCUUGUGUCCUAUUCUUUGAUGAAUUGGACUCCAUUGCCACACAGAGAGGAUCUUCGUCAGGAGAUGCUGGCGGGGCUGCAGACCGUGUUUUGAAUCAACUCCUCACAGAAAUGGACGGAAUGAAUGCCAAGAAGACGGUUUUCAUAAUCGGUGCCACAAACAGGCCUGACAUAAUUGACCCUGCCCUUCUUCGUCCUGGCCGUCUGGACCAGCUGAUUUACAUUCCUCUCCCUGAUCAAGAAUCUCGUUUCCAGAUUUUCAAGUCCUGCCUGAGGAAGUCUCCAGUCUCCAAGGAUGUUGAUCUAAGAGCUCUUGCCCAGUACACUCAAGGCUUCAGUGGAGCUGACAUUACAGAGAUCUGCCAGCGUUCUUGCAAAUAUGCCAUUAGAGAGAACAUCGAAAAGGACCUUGAGAGGGAAAGGAAGAGGAGGGAGAACCCAGAGGCUAUGGAGGAGGACGUGGAGGACGAGGUGGCGGAGAUAAAGGCGGCUCACUUUGAAGAAUCAAUGAAGUACGCGCGGCGGAGCGUGAGCGAUGCUGAUAUCAGAAAGUACCAAGCCUUCGCUCAAACUCUGCAGCAGUCUCGGGGCUUCGGCACCGAGUUCAAGUUCUCAGAUGCCGCCCCGGCGGCAGCAGCAGCACCGGCCGCCGACCCUUUUGCAACUUCAGCCGCCGGAGGGGCUGAUUAUGAUGACCUAUACAGUUGAUGAUUCUUCAUCGUUUGCGCCAUUGCUUCUUCUUCUUCUCUUACAUAAUUAUUGAACCAGUUUAUGUUUAAUUUUGCUGGGCUUUCUUAUCUUUUGCUUUUCUGCAAUUGUAAUUCAUUUUAAAACAGUUUAAGUUUUUCUUUUUAAAUUGUUAUAGAGUUUAUACUAAGAAAGGACUGUAUGUUCCAAAACAUAUGUAACACCCAUGACAUAAGGUUCAAUGUCACUUGAACCUUCCCCUUUCUGCAAUUGCUUUAUUUUAACUAUCCACUUGUUCGCCCUUCAUAGUUCAUACCAUAUACGGUUUACUUUUCUGUCUU